GAUGAGCGGGUCGAACCCGAAGGCUGCGGCCGUGGGGUCAGCGGCUGGGCCCGGGGGGCUGGUGGGGGGCAAAGAGGAGAAGAAGAAGGCGGGCGGCGGCGUCCUGAACCGACUCAAGGCGCGGCGGCAGGCGCCCCACCACGCGGCAGAGGACUGCAUCGGGGCGGCGGUCACGGAGCAGGAGCUGCUGGCUCUGGACACCAUCCGGCCCGAGCACGUCCUGCGCCUCAGCCGGGUCACCGAGAAUUAUUUAUGUAAACCUGAAGAUAACAUCUACAGUAUUGAUUUCACCCGCUUCAAAAUUCGAGAUUUGGAGACGGGGACGGUGCUAUUUGAGAUUGCCAAACCUUGUGUUUCAGACCAAGAGGAGGAGGAGGAGGAAGAGGAAGGUGGAGAUGUGGAUAUCAGUGCGGGACGUUUUGUCCGUUAUCAGUUCACACCGGCGUUUCUCCGCCUCCGCACAGUCGGGGCUACAGUGGAGUUCACAGUGGGAGACAAACCUGUGUCAAACUUCCGGAUGAUUGAGCGGCACUAUUUCCGGGAACGCUUGCUGAAAAACUUUGACUUUGAUUUCGGCUUCUGCAUCCCCAGCAGCAGGAACACUUGUGAACAUAUCUAUGAGUUCCCCCAGCUUUCUGAGGAUGUCAUUCGUCUGAUGAUUGAAAAUCCCUAUGAGACCCGUUCUGACAGCUUCUACUUUGUUGACAACAAGCUGAUAAUGCACAACAAGGCUGAUUAUGCCUAUAACGGAGGCCAGUGACUGCUGCGGGAGCGGACAGGGAGGUGCUUUGCUGUGGCCUGAGGUCCCGGCACACGGAGGUGGUUGAACCUGCUGUUCAUCAACACACAUCUGGAACCUGGUCCCAGGAAGCCAAGGCUGGGGUGGGGGUUUCCUGUGGUCCAAGAGAGAUGCCAAGCAGUGCCGUGUUUUCUUCCCUAGUACUUUUUCUUCCCUUUUUUCCCUGCCCUGUAGGUCACAGAGGUACUAUAGUAAAGUAAAGGCUUAGGGAAAGUCCUGGAAUCCAGAGAAAAAAGAGAAUUUAUUUUCGCGUAGUCCUAGCUGCCUGCUGGUGGCGCUGUUGAGCCCGGGGCUCUGCGGGCACAGCCGCGUCGGCGUAAGGAGGCUCUGGCUGGCAGGCUCGCCAGUCAGUGGCUUUUCCAUAGGUUCCUGGGCGCUGUGAGAGGCUGAACCGUGGGCCUCUUCCAGGCAGCUCGCCCUCUCACAGUAUUGCCGGCGGCAUGGUCCAACCUCAGCUUGUGUGUAGUUCGAAAGCAACUGGAAAGAAAGCGGGUGCAGAGUGGAGGCGCUAGCGGCCGGCAGGGAUGCCAAACUGAAAGGUCCAUGCUGUGAAGUGGCCUGCCUCUGUCUGGCUUCCAGGGUCCUCCGCCAGCCCUCCGGGGAUACACCACGGUUUCAGCCUGGCGGCGCCUUCCUGUUCCCAUUCUGGAGCAAAGAUGAGCUUGCCUUGCGCAUCCUGCCUCCGGACUUCUGAGUGUCUCCUGAAAUAGAACGUGGCAGUUUUUUCUCUCGAGCAGUAGGAUCUCUUGAGGCCAUAGCAGGCCUCGUAUUUUGUGUUAUUUUAUUUUUUAUUCUAGGCUUCUUUUGGAGAGGUUUUAUAAGAUGUCAGUGGUGUUCCCAGCAUAUGUGAUGUGUGGUUAGACUUCUGAUAGUAUUAAUCAGGCUCCUGGGUCUAAUCUGGCUCCUGUUGGGACCAGAUGUAGUUACGGACCAACAGCUACUUAAAGGAAGGAUUUGAUUUUUCUCAACGCAGGAGGGCCUGCGGGAUUGACUUUGAUGGGGAUUUGCCUCUGAAACUGUCUAUAGAUUUCUUAUUUCGGAGGAUUUUCCUGUCUGCCUUUCUAGGGAAGUAGUUUUUGGGACCAUCCUGGCAGGUCAGACCUCUGAUGCACAUUCUAAUCCUCUGUACUGCUAGUUGGAGUUCUUUUGGUUGUUUGGAAAGGAUGAAGUAGCCUGAGGUGGCUCUCAAAGGGUGCUCUCAGACAACCUUCCUUGCACAUCCUUGUGGGCUGCGUUUGUCCCCAGGCCCUUACUGGAUAGACUCUUGCCACCUCAGCUCCGUAUGGUUGUCUAUGUCCCUGACUGUGGGUGGCUUUAGCUGCCCCUCUGAUAAGACUGUUGCUGUGGCCACGAUUUAGCCCUGACGGAAGGGUAGCAGUAGGAAGGCCCAGAUGUGUGGUAAGUCACUGGGAAGCGGCAUAGUGACUGAUGGACAGCAGUUACCCAAGAUGCUUGGGAGAAAGGCCAUGUGGGGCCCGGGAUGGAGGGCCAGCACUUUGCCGCAGAAAGUCCCCUGUGCAUUCACUAACCAGUGUUGCUCCCUGUUUGGAUUCUAGCGCAUGGGUGGCCGUGAACCUUGGCCUAGCUCUCUGUGGCAGGCCAGAAUCUGGGCUGUGUCAGGUGCCGGCAGCUUUCUCACUGAGAAAACCCUUACUUCUGUGUGUUGGACCUGGGGGUGACCACGGAGGGAAGGGAGGAGACCAGGCGCCCUGCAGACAGGUUACUCCUCACCAGGCUGGGUGAAUUUUAGAACCAGAGUCCACUACAAAUCUAGGUGCCUUAUGUGUGACUCUGUCCCACGUGCUGGCUGGGAAAGCUGCCUUGGCCUCGUUUCCUCCUCAUCUGUGGACAGACAUCAGCACUGCCUCCUUACCUUCUCUUUCCCCUCUAGUGUAUUUGUGUGUGCGUGUUGAGCUUCAGAAUCACCCCUUCUCUAUGUGACAGCAGCCUAAUCAGGAGAUUUUCUCCUAUUUGAUACACUUAGUAUCUAGGAUGUGGUUUCUGGAGCUGUCCAGAGCGCUGCUCAAUAGAGUGUGUCUUGGAAAUGUGUCCCUGGAUAGAUGAAGUCUUGCGGACUCGUGGCCUGUCUCUUCUAUGCAGUGUUAGCCUUUGCUAGGAGGAGGGCAGAGGAGGCCGGCAUUCUGGCCUGAAUCGUGCCAUAGCCUCCUCCCCGUCGGCUUGCCUUAGUCUCACUGGAGGCCGUUUUGAGGCCAUAUGCUAGGUCUGUGCCCACCAGGAAGAGAUAUGCCAUCUUGUGCUCUGCAAGGUCGGUCUGGUGGUCUGUCCCUGGGAGUCUGCAUUCGUAUGUCUCGUUAUUCAGGAAAUCAGAGUUAACCAUUCUGGGGUGUUAACCAGGGUGAGUUUGAAAUUCAGAUUUUUGUAUCUGAGCUGGGGAGAGAAUUGGAAGUCAUAUUUUCUCUGAAAGUAGCUGAAGCAAUCAGAACUUGAGCCGGGAGGCCAUGUUAUUAAGGAACCUGGACUGUUGAGAGCACUUGUCUUGGGGGUGACACAGUUGGAGGGGAAAUGACCUGCCCGGGGAGACCCUGCCUUCUGUUCAGAGCUGGUGGCCGAGUGGCAGCCGCUGGAGGAGACCGGCGGGCACACCUGGGGCCACAGGGCCGGUGCCUGCACCUCUUCCUGUCCUGUCCUGUCCUGCUCCUCUGCCUUGGAAUCUCCAGGAAGAGCAUCUCUUCCUGUGGAGCCUUUGGGCUAAGAUGCCCUUCUUGCUUCUCCAAAGAAGAUCCUUGUUGAUUUCAUUCUGUUCUAAAGAGUGAGCAGAAGAAAUAACAACUGGAAGUAGUUCUGGGCUACAGUAGGUGGCCCCGUCCUGAUACGUUGGCUCAGACAUGUUUUGCAGAGAAAUCAGUUUUCAAGGACAUGCAGAGUCCCUGAGGACACGCACAGCCUUUGGGCCAUCUGACUCCCAGACAGGGCCCGGGAUUCAGGGAGGUUGGGCUAACCAUAGACCGGUGAGUCUUGCAGUGGCAAUGACGGGGAACUUUCAAGGGGGACCCAUUUCUGAAAUGAAUUUCAGAGGCUCUGUGUACAGGACGAAUUGGGUGAGUCUUGCCUUAGUGUCCUGCCACGCCCAGGGACUCCCGGGACACUCUUUUUUCUCUGUCAAGUCACUUUCUUUUGGUGGCUGUUGUCACCAUGAUGUCAGUGAGGUUUGGGGACCGGAGACUGCCUGCCUCCAGGACCCCAGCAUAGAUUUCCCUGCCAGGGCCGGGGGUUCCUGCGCACAGGUGCUGUGUCCCCAGCGGGAGAGCCUGGUCGUGGGAUCAUCACUUACUCACAUUCCGUGUUACAGAGUAUCUUCGCCACAAGAAGGGUCUGGUGGAGGCGGAUUUACCCCUUGUUCUACCAAGGAUCGUGUAAAGUCAUUGAAGUUGUGAAAGUCUAUUUUUCCCCCUGUAAAUUGUAAAUCUAUUUUUCACAGAGUAUAAGAAACAUCAAUGACCUGGUCUGUCCUUCCUCCUCGUUCCCCGUCACCUAAGACCCUCAUUCCAGUUUGUAUUGUCUUUGUGUCCGAAGUGAACUAGGUGACUUAUUUGUAUAAAAUGUUAUUUUGCCACAAGAGACAGUAAUAAAAGAUUUUCACAGUA
Hyaena hyaena (striped hyena) is the source of this 4404-nucleotide messenger RNA. RefSeq names its product unc-119 lipid binding chaperone B (gene UNC119B). Lineage: Eukaryota; Metazoa; Chordata; Mammalia; Carnivora; Hyaenidae. Gene Ontology annotation, molecular function: lipid binding. Gene Ontology annotation, biological process: cilium assembly; nervous system development; lipoprotein transport. The record is from RefSeq and is a predicted model, not a curated record. The transcript is spliced from 5 exons. The coding region runs from base 2 to 760 and encodes 252 amino acids. Gene Ontology annotation, cellular component: cilium.